GUCGGUUUGGAAAUUCAAGUCCAACCCAACCCCGACUUCUCACUGUCUUCGAGCCAAGCUAGAUUAGAUUAGGUACAAACUUUUAUUGUUAAUUUAAUCGAUUUUAAAAGGAUAUAUUCGUGAACAUAACGAUUUGGAAAAGCAGAAAGUGAUGCGGGAGAUCUGCUAGGAAUGGUAAACUACAGAGGCUCUUCUCUUAUGAGAACCUCUUCAACAGCCAAAUUUCUCUCUAGGAAACAAUCUACUACGACCAUUGCUAUUUACAUAAUCUUCCUCUUUGCGUUUUCAAUCUUCGUUUUUCUAUUCAACGCUGGCAACAUUGUGGAAGAUCAACAAAACCCAAUUAUCUCUCACGAAUCCCAUUCCCAAUCCCAAUCUCAACUUCUACAGGUAGCUGAUGAAGAACUUUGGGGUGCUCCUUCCAGCCAUGGUUUACGUCCAUGUGUCAAGCCUACAAGUAGAUAUAAAGCUGCACAAGGGUCCGGCCACUAUUUAACAGUGAAAAGCAACGGGGGCUUGAAUCAAAUGCGCACUGGUAUAUCAGACAUGGUGGCUGUGGCACACAUAAUGAAUGCAACCUUAGUCAUUCCACAGCUGGAUAAACGGUCCUUCUGGCAAGACUCAAGUACGUUUUCGGAUAUAUUUGAUGAGCUUCAUUUCAUCAAAACUUUACAAGGAGAUGUGAGGAUUAUCAGGGAGCUUCCCAAGGAACUGGAGCUUGUUCCUCGGGCCCGAAAACACUUUGCUUCCUGGUCUAGCAUGGGUUACUACAAAGAAAUGAUGCACCUUUGGGAGGACCAUCAGGUAAUCCAUGUUGUUAAAUCAGAUUCUCGACUUGCAAACAACGAUCUUCCUCUUGACAUACAGAGGUUGAGAUGCCGUGCUCUAUACCAUGCACUCCGCUUCUCUCCCCCAAUUCAGAGCUUAGGAAAGAAGCUGGUGGAUCGGCUGAGAAUGCGGGGUGGAAGAUACAUUGCACUUCACUUAAGAUAUGAGAAAGACAUGCUAGCUUUUACUGGUUGUACUUAUGGUCUGACUGAUGCAGAAGCUGAAGAGCUGAGAAUAAUGAGGGAUAACACAAAGCAUUGGAAGAUUAAAGAGAUAAACUCGACUGAACAGAGACUAGGUGGCUUUUGUCCACUAACUCCGAAGGAAGUUGGAAUAUUUCUUCAAGCUGUUGGUUAUCCUCCAUCAACAUUAAUUUAUGUUGCAGCUGGUGAAAUUUAUGGUGGUGAUGCUCGCCUUUCAGAGCUUAUGUAUCGCUUCCCAAAUCUAGUUUUCAAGGAACAACUGGCUACAGAGAAAGAGUUGAAAGCAUUUGCUAAGCAUGCAUCUCAAAGUGCUGCACUAGAUUACAUUAUUUCCAUAGAAAGCGACGUGUUUGUUCCAUCUUAUUCAGGUAACAUGGCACGAGCUGUUGAGGGGCACCGCAGAUUCUUAGGUCAUCGGAAGACAAUCACCCCAGACAGAAAAGGACUUGUCAGGCUUUUUGAUGAGUUAGAAGGUGGACAGCACAGAGAAGCAUCCUCAUUCUCGUACCUUGUACGGCAGACACACAAGAACAGACAAGGAGCUCCAAGAAAAAGAAAAGGUCCUUCGCCUGGAAUCAAAGGCAAAGCACGUUUUAGAACUGAAGAAUCCUUCUAUGAAAAUCCGUUCCCUGAGUGUAUAUGUAGUUCAAAGGUUGUUAAAAUGGUUAAAAACUAAUUUGGAUUCACAUCCGCAGUAUGAACUCAGGGUUGCAGUUUGAGUGGGUAUGUAACCAAGACCAAGCUGGAAGGUGCCGUGUAUACCUGCAUGAAGCAACGGCUGACUGACCCAAAGUUGUAGAAGCAGAACUCAAAUUAAAUUGCUAGAUAGCCUUCUUCCUACAGUUACCUGGCAUAAUGUCGAAGUUACUCUACAGCUAAUUCAUUUUUCUGAGCAGCCCCCUUUUCCCCCUUUCCCCUUUUAGGAUGCGCAUUGCUUUGGCAGGUAAAGCUUUUAGUAUCAUUUUUUUCCCAGGAAGUUCACAUUUUAGUCAGUGAAUUUCUUUGGAGAUAAUCAUUUUUUUUCCUUUUUAUACCUUUAAACACAUGAUGAUAGUGACAUGUAUUAUUAGAAGACAAACAAGAGCCAAGCAUGAUUGUAGUGUAAUUUAAUAGUUUAAUAAUAAAUACGCACAGUUUAUGUAUU
Theobroma cacao (cacao) is the source of this 2175-nucleotide messenger RNA. RefSeq names its product O-fucosyltransferase family protein. Gene Ontology annotation, cellular component: nucleus; cytoplasm. The record is from RefSeq and is a predicted model, not a curated record. NCBI's taxonomy places the organism in Eukaryota, Viridiplantae, Streptophyta, Magnoliopsida, Malvales, Malvaceae.